AUGAGCGUCAAGACAGUCGAGUUCAAGUCGUUUACCGACCAGAAGCCUGGAACGUCAGGUCUUCGCAAGAAGGUCAAGACCUUCCAGCAGCCUCACUACAGCGAAUCCUUCGUCACCAGCAUCCUUCUCUCCAUCCCCGAAGGCGUCGAGGGUUCUUUCUUGGUCAUUGGUGGUGACGGACGCUUCUGGAACCCCGAGGUUGUCCAAUUGAUCGCCAAGAUCGGUGCUGCAUAUGGUGUCAAGAAGCUCUUGAUCGGACAGAACGGUAUCCUGUCUACCCCAGCUGCCAGCCAUGUCAUUCGCAAGCGAAAGGCUACUGGAGGUAUCCUCCUGACUGCCAGUCACAACCCUGGUGGCCCCAACGAAGACUUCGGCAUCAAGUACAACCUGGCGAACGGUGGCCCCGCUCCCGAGAGUGUAACGAACAAGAUCUACGAGACGUCCAAGACCCUGACUUCCUACAAGUUGGCCGACAUCCCGGAUAUCGACAUCACCACCAUCGGCUCCAAGACGUACGGUAGUCUGGAGGUUGAGAUCAUCGACAGUGUUGCCGACUACAUGCAGAUGUUGAAGGACAUCUUCGACUUCCCCGUCAUCAAGAAGUUCUUCACCGACAACCCAGACUUCAAGGUCCUAUUCGAUGGCUUGCACGGUGUCACUGGUCCUUACGGAACUGCCAUAUUCGAGGAGGAGCUGGGCCUCAAGGGUUCAACACAAAAUUGCGUCCCGUCGCCCGACUUCGGUGGUGGACACCCAGACCCCAACCUGACUUAUGCCCAUUCCCUAGUUGAAGUGGUGGACAAGAACUCGAUCCCCUUCGGUGCUGCUUCUGAUGGCGACGGUGACCGCAACAUGAUCUACGGAGCUGGUGCCUUUGUUUCACCGGGUGACAGUCUGGCCAUCAUUGCCCACCACGCACAGCUCAUCCCCUACUUCAAGAAGCAGGGUGUCUAUGGUCUUGCCCGAAGUAUGCCGACUUCUGGCGCUGUCGACCUUGUGGCCAAAGCCCAAGGUCUCAGUUGCUACGAGGUACCCACAGGCUGGAAGUUCUUCUGCGCUCUUUUCGACGCUGACAAGCUGAGUAUCUGUGGUGAGGAGAGUUUCGGUACUGGUAGCAACCACGUCCGUGAAAAGGAUGGUCUCUGGGCCGUUGUCGCUUGGCUCAACAUCAUUGCUGCCCUAGGAGAGAAGUACCCUGACACAAAACCGAGCAUCAAGCAGAUCCAGGAAGAUUUCUGGAAGACAUACGGCCGCGUGUUCUUCACCCGUUACGACUACGAGAAUGUCGACUCGGAUGGAGCCAACAAGGUUGUCAAGACCCUGAACGAUCUGGUUGCCGACCCUGGCUUCAAGGGCAGCAAGGUUGGAGAGCGCACCGUAACCGAUGCCGGCAACUUCUCAUACACCGACCUUGAUGGCUCGGUGGCUUCCAACCAGGGUCUCUACGCCUGCUUCUCCAGUGGUAGCCGCAUUGUCGUCCGAUUGUCAGGUACUGGUUCGUCAGGCGCGACGAUCCGCCUGUACAUCGAGCAGUUCAGCAAGGACCCAUCGACCUACGGCAUGGACGCCCAGGACUUUUUGAAAGAUGAGAUCAAGUUUGCGACGGAGCUUCUGAAGUUCAAGGAGUACGUUGGACGCGAUGAGCCUGAUGUCAAGACAUAG
Anthostomella pinea is the source of this 1662-nucleotide messenger RNA. NCBI's taxonomy places the organism in Eukaryota, Fungi, Ascomycota, Sordariomycetes, Xylariales, Xylariaceae. The record is from the annotation of a GenBank genome assembly.